AUGACUGUUGACUUCACACCACAUGGCGGUAAUAUCGUGAGCAAGAAUCUGCCUUCCAAUGGUUAUCACCAUAACUUUGUUAAAUUAGCAACAAUUAAAAAUAUCGCCGUUUCAAGUUGCAAUAUCGAUAUAAAUAUCGAAAAAAACUCUUGGCAUCUAGAUUUUUGUCUGAAACAAAGUGAAACGUUGACUGGGGUAUUACUAAAUCCAACAUGUCCUAACUUCGAAGAAAUUAUGUACUACGCUUCUGAAAACGUUCGAUUCGAUUCGAAGCACAAAUGGCUCAUUAUUGAAGACAACGUAAUUUUGUCAAAUGAUUCUACUUUUGUAAAUGGAAACGAAGAUUUUGAUAAACCUCUUUAUAAGGAAACAAAGUAUAUUGAUGAGAAUGAAGUGGUGUCAAUAGCAGUUCUCAAUAAUCUAAACUUGAGUGUCGACGCUGAUGUCACUGUGUCUGUAAAAAUAGAUAAUUCUUCGUAUGAAUUGUACGAGGUAUACAAUUUUGGAAAGACGCAUAACGGAACAUUUGUCAUUGAAAGAAUAGGUGAUUGGAAUAUCGAUAAAGGCCUGAACAUUUCAACGGCAUUUAAAUAUUAUAGGCGAUGGGAUUUCCGGCAGAUGGCCUUCGAAAUGGCAGUUGUAAUGACGCCGAUCCCACCAGUGUUCGAGCCGCAGAUGAUUCUUGGAAGUAUUACUGACCACAGGGUGUCAAAGAUAUCGCACACUGGUGCCACGGUCUUGCAUGAGAUCACUGGAAUUCAUAAUUUUAGAUACAAUUACACUGUAGUAGACCGAUGGGUUGGCGACUACGUCAAGGAACAUAAGGCAGCGACGAACGCACUGUAUUUCCGAGAGCAGGACAUAACACCAGUAUUGCGUCUAAUUCCUCAUCACUUUGACAGAUACGAUGUCGCGGCUCCAGCGGUCUCCUUUAUUGAGACGCGUUUUUACUACCGCAUCCCAUCUCAGGGCGUGGGAAAGUUCGAGAACCAGUUCCUCCGUCCCUUAUCACCUGCCACCUGGUGGUGUGUGAUAGGGGUGUGCGGUCUAUGCAGCUUUGUUUUGCUGCUGUCCGCUGUGGUAGAACAACGACCUAUCAACGUGUACUACUGGUAUUACUCCAUCUUCUCCGUACUGGCUCUGAUAUGUCAGCAAUUUUUUGAAGAGUUUGAAGAUUUACGACGAGUAUCGGAAGCCAGGAAAAUGACAAUUCUAGUAACCGGUCUCUCUUGCCUACUGAUCUACAACUACUAUACCAGCAGCGUCGUGAGCUGGCUGCUGAACGGUCCUCCACCUUCCAUCAACUCUCUGUGGGAACUGAUAGACAGUCCUCUUCAGCCGAUAUUCGAAGACGUUGGAUACACUUACUCUUGGUUACAGUUACCAGAUUAUUACUACAACAGAAAAAAGGCAACAGCAGAAGACGCGUUGAAAAGGAAAAUGAAUAAUUUGCUGAAGAAAGGAAAAACCGUAAUUGCGUCUAUGAACGAGGGCAUUGAGUUGGUUAGACAGGGAGGGUAUGCAUACCACGCAGACACGAAUGCGGCGAACGAAAGAAUAUCUCGAACGUUCGACCAGAGGGAGCUGUGUGAUCUGGAUUCCUUGCAUUCCAUGGAGCGUGUUUCGCUUUACUCUUGCUUGCAGAAGAACAGCCCGUACAAAGAAUUUUUUUGUUGGAGUUUAGCUCGUCUUCAAGAGAGAGGUGUUCUAAGCUGGGUGCAUGAGCGAACCUGGUCGCGUGAGGUGAAGUGUGAAGGCAGUUCUCCGAGAGCCUUGGCUUUGGGCGGAGCUGCUCCAGCUUUCAUUGUCUUGGCUGCUGGAUUUAUCCUGGGAACAGUUAUUAUGGUGCUUGAAAGGAUAUGGUGGAAGUACAGCGCCAAAAAUAGAAAACCUGUACCAAAAAGUGACAGCGAAGAAUGGUGGAGCACUUAGUCUAACUUACGCACUUACCUGUCUGUACUAAUUCACACUUUGUUUGGUAUUAGUUUUAGUUUUUAGAAAUAGUGUGAAGCGUGUUAAAUUUUGUAAUUUUAGAAAAUUACAUAGUUCCAAUUACAAAAUUAGUUUAAUACU
Molecule: messenger RNA, 2073 nt
Organism: Pararge aegeria (speckled wood butterfly)
Lineage: Eukaryota; Metazoa; Arthropoda; Insecta; Lepidoptera; Nymphalidae
Product: ionotropic receptor 75a-like
Exons: 16
Coding region: 1-1932 (643 amino acids)
Source: RefSeq, a predicted model, not a curated record